Molecule: messenger RNA, 1527 nt
Organism: Naegleria gruberi
Lineage: Eukaryota; Heterolobosea; Eutetramitea; Acrasida; Naegleriidae
Product: ORC1/CDC6
Exons: 1
Coding region: 1-1527 (508 amino acids)
Biological process (GO): mitotic DNA replication checkpoint signaling; DNA replication initiation
Cellular component (GO): nuclear origin of replication recognition complex
Molecular function (GO): ATP hydrolysis activity; DNA replication origin binding; ATP binding
Source: RefSeq, a predicted model, not a curated record
AUGCAUCAGUUGUUGUUGCUGCUGUUGGUGCUUCGUCAUCCUUCAUGGCAUUAUCAUGAUCUUCAUCAUCCGAAGAUAAUUCGUAGUACACUAUCAUCAUCAUCAACAACAUCAACAAUAUCAUCACUUCCAUGUAGAGAAAAGGAAAUUGAACAAAUUAAAACAUCACUAUCAAAUUGUAUACAAUUAUCAUGUCCUAAAACAAUGUACAUUGCAGGAGAACCAGGUACAGGUAAAACAGCCUGUAUUAAACAAGUAUUAAAUGAUUUGGAAAAUGAAUAUAAUAAUACAUCAUCAAAUAAUAGUAAUAAUAAUAAUAAUAAUAGUAAAAGUAAUAGUAAUAAUAAUAAUAUACAUAAAUUUAAAUAUAUAUUUAUUAAUGCAAUGAAAUUAAAUCAACCAUUUAAAGCCUUUGAAAUUAUCUAUGAUCAAGUUAUUAAAAAUUCCAAUAAUAAAUUAAAAAUCAAGCCUAAAAAAGCGCAAUAUAAACCACGUAUAGAAAAUUAUUUUAAAAAUUCCAAAACAUUUAACAAACGUAAAUAUUUAAUUAUAAUAAUAGAUGAAAUGGAUUUUUUUGUAACAAAAACAUCUAAUAAUACUAAAAAUAUACAUUUAUUAUAUGAUUUAGUUGAUAUAACAAGAGAUUCUAAUAGUAAAUUAUGUAUAAUUGGAAUUAGUAAUACAGUUUCAUUAUUAGAUCAAUUAAAUAGUAAAAUUAAAAGUAGAUUUGAUGAAAUGAUAACUUUUUUUCCAUAUGAAAAUGAUCAAAUUAGAACAAUAAUUGAAAGUAAAAUAUUAACAAAUUAUGAUAAUUAUUUUGAAAAGGGUGCAAUUAAAAUGAUUGGUUCUUUAAUUGCUAGAAAAGCAGGUGAUAUACGUCAAGCUAUUGAUAUUAUUAAAAGAUGUAUUGAAAUUUAUUCUAUAAAAGGAAAUUUACAAGAAAAGAAAAUUGAUUCUUUAUUUGUUAAAUCAAUUGCAACUGAUUUUACAGAUAGAUAUCCAAUUUCACAAUUAAGUAUUUAUCAUAAAAUAUUUUUAUAUUGUACUAUUUUGGAAUAUGAAAUGAAAUUAAAAAAUUUAAAAGAAAAUCAAAAUUUAAAUAAUUAUGAAUCAAAUCCAAAUAAUUUAUUAUUUGAACGUAUUGUAAUGAGAUUUCAAAAUUUAUUAGCAAUGUUUGAAAAUUCAAUGAAUAUAAAUAGUAUUACUACUACUACUACCACUUUCAAUAAUAGUAAUAAUAAUAAUUUAAAUAAUAAUAAUAAUAGUACUUCCAAUAAUAAUAGUAAUAAUUCAAUGAAUAAUAAUAAUUUAAAUAAUUCCAAUAAUAUAAAAUAUUCAUUUAUAAAUCCAAGUUUAGAUCAAUUACAAUUAAUAAUGUUUACAUUAUGUGAAUUGGGAAUAAUUUCAAUUGAUAAUGAUAAAAGAGAACGUUUACCAAUUAUACAUUUUGAAACUGAAUAUCAAUUAUUAUUAUUUAAUUUAGAACAAGAUGAUGAAAUGAAACCAAUUAUGAAAUUAAAUAAAUAA